AUGUUACUAUUCGAGCAAUUUAUUUGCCUUUGGUUCGAAUAUCUACCCUCAAUAACAAUUAUUGUUUUAGAUAAUGAAAAUCUUGAUAACGCCGAUAUAGAACCCUUGAAUUCGGAGUAUCCAAGCGGCAAAAAUAGUGCUUUAAAUAAUGAGGAGACAAAAUAUGACUCUGACCAAGAACCGGUAGUGUCAGAAUUAGAGCCUGACGUCCUUACUGCCUUAGGUGAGACCACGGAAGAGACACCGAAGUUGGGCCCGAAACUCCAUGAAAAGUUAGCUCAGAAAAGGUAUACAUAA
Parnassius apollo (apollo) is the source of this 297-nucleotide messenger RNA. NCBI's taxonomy places the organism in Eukaryota, Metazoa, Arthropoda, Insecta, Lepidoptera, Papilionidae. The record is from the annotation of a GenBank genome assembly.